This is a messenger RNA of Toxotes jaculatrix (banded archerfish), 1848 nucleotides long. Its product is annotated as solute carrier family 23 member 2. Gene Ontology annotation, cellular component: membrane. NCBI's taxonomy places the organism in Eukaryota, Metazoa, Chordata, Actinopteri, Toxotidae. The coding region runs from base 16 to 1848 and encodes 610 amino acids. Gene Ontology annotation, biological process: transmembrane transport. The transcript has 12 exons. The record is from RefSeq and is a predicted model, not a curated record. Gene Ontology annotation, molecular function: transmembrane transporter activity.
GCCUUCUUUAUCACAAUGCAGCUCACUACAGAGGAGAAAAUAGAGCUUGGACUCAAGGAACAGGGAUCUGUUAAUCCUGCCUUUGGGGGCAAAGACAGUGAUGAACAGCCACAGCUGACGGUGGACAUUGGGGAGCCACACACAGAGGCCCCAGAGGAAACUGUGGACAAAGGUGUGGAUCUGGUUUAUUCCCUAAAUGACAGGCCACCAUGGUACCUCUGCAUUCUGCUCGGCUUCCAGCAUUACAUCCUCGCUUUUGGCGGCAUCAUUGCAAUCCCACUCAUCCUGGCCGAGCCCCUCUGCAUAAAGGACAACAACACUGCCAAAAGCCAGCUCAUCUCCACCAUAUUCUUUGUGUCAGGAUUAUGUACACUGCUGCAGACUGCUGUCGGUACCAGGUUACCGAUUCUCCAGGGUGGGACCUUCAGCUUCAUCACUCCGACCCUUGCCAUUCUUGCUCUGCCCAAGUGGCAGUGUCCGGCCUCUAAAGCACCUGUGAUGAUGUCCAUGCAGCUGCAGAACAGCAGCAGUCCUCUACAAAUGGAAAAUUCUGAUGAGGUCUGGAUGUCUCGAAUGCGUGAGAUCCAAGGAGCCAUACUAGUGUCCUCUCUGCUCCAGCUCAUCCUGGGCUUUUCGGGGCUGGUGGGCCUUGUGCUCAAAUAUAUCGGCCCUCUGGCCAUCGCUCCUACCAUCAACCUCAUCGGCCUGUCACUGUUCAUUGAGGCUGGGAAGAAGUCUGGAGGUCACUGGGGAAUAGCAGCUCUCACGGUCUGUCUCAUCCUCCUGUUCUCCCAGUAUCUCAGCAAAGUCAAUGUUCCCAUGAUUGCUUACAAAGACAAGAAGUGGAAGGUUUUCCAGUAUCCGCUCUUCAAGCUCUUCUCUGCUCUGUUCGGGAUGUGUGGCGGCUGGCUGGUCUGCUUCUUACUGACCAUCUUUGACGUCCUGCCUUCAAAGUCAGAUGAGUACGGCUUCUCAGCCAGGACUGACAUCAGCCUGGAUGCUGUUACAAACUCUCCGUGGUUCCAUGUGCCUUACCCUGGUCAGUGGGGUGUGCCCACAGUGAGUGUGUCCUCAGUGAUGGGUAUGAUGGCAGGCGUCUUGGCAUCUACCAUGGAAUCAAUUGGUGACUACUACGCUUGUGCUCGGUUGUCCGGUGCUCCUCCACCACCGACUCAUGCCAUUAAUCGUGGUAUUGCUGUAGAGGGCAUCGGCUGCAUCCUGGCCGCACUGUGGGGAACUGGAAACGGAACCACCUCCUAUAGCCAGAACAUCGCUGCACUUGGAAUUACCAAGGUUGGAAGCAGACUGGUCCUUCAAACGACUGGCAUUCUAAUGAUCAUCCUGGGAAUCUUUGGGAAGUUUGGAGCAGUUUUUAUCACCAUCCCAGACCCAGUCAUUGGAGGCAUGUUCCUCGUCAUGUUUGGAAUGAUCGCAGCAGUGGGGAUAUCCAAUCUUCAAUAUGUGGACCUGAACUCAUCCCGUAACCUCCUCAUUCUCGGCUUCUCUACCUUCAGUGGUCUUGUCUUACCAACCUGGUUUCACUCCAAUUCUGGGAUCAUUGACACAGGAAUAAAAGAGCUGGACCAGGUAAUUGUAGUGCUCUUCACCACACAUAUGUUCAUCGGAGGAUUCUUUGGGUUUGUCCUGGAUAACACCAUUCCAGGUACUGAUAAGGAGCGGGGCAUCAGGAACUGGCAGGACAAGGUGCAAGUGGAAAGCACAAAAAUGUGUGAUCAGUCAUGCUAUGAUAUCCCCUUCUGCAACGGUAUUUUGAAACGCUUCAGAUGUUUCCAGUACCUGCCCUUCCUACCCUCUUACAAGACCACCCAGCAGGUGAUAUCCAAGUAA